AUGUAUCGACUUGUCUCCAACAUUGCUUCACAAGCUAGAAACGCCAGAAAGUGUACAACCCAGUUUGGAAGCAUGCUCAGUUCCACUAGAAGUUAUUCACAAAAAGACAUAAGGUCCGGUGUUAAGGAGCUUGCUGAUACAGGUCAAGUCACUAUGGGACCCAAGGGGUGUAAUGUCACCAUCGAACAAAAAGAUGAUGGUAGUAUCACCAUCACACAAAGCUGGCGUGCACCAAAGGUGACAAAGGAUGAUGUUACUGUUGCCAAGAGCAAUGAGUCCAAGGGAAGAGUCAAGAACGUUGGUGCCAGUCCUGUCAAACAGGUUGCUAAAGCCACAAAUAAUGUAGCUGGUGAUGGAACGACGUAUGCUACAGUCCUUACUAGAGCUAUCUUCACGGAAGCUUGUAAAUCAGUUACUGCUGGAAAGAGUGCAUAUCAUGCUGCAUAUCGUGCAAUGCACCUAAGACUUGGUAUCAAGUUAGCAGUUGAUACUGUUUUGAAGAACUUGAAGAGUAGAGCACGCAUGAUUAGCACUUUCGAAGAAAUUGCCCAAGUUGGAACAGCAUCAGCUAAUGGAGAUAGAGAGAUUGGUGAACUUAUUGCAAAGGCUAUGGAAAGUGUCGGCAAAGAGGGAGUGAUCACAGUUCAAGGUGGCAACACUUUGUUUAACGAGUUGGAAGUUGUUGAGGGUAUGAAGAUUGACAGGGGAUACAGAUCCCCACUCUUCAUUACAAACGAGAAAUACCAAACAUGUGAGCUAGAAGAUCCUCUCAUUCUCAUCCACGAGAAGGAAAUUACUAGUCCUGAUUCUACGUCUACAGUUUUAGAGUCGGCUCUCAGGAAACAAAGGUCGCUGCUGAUCAUUGCAGAGGAUUUGGAUAGCUUUUCUGUUGCUGGGCUAGUUUGGAAAACGCCUCGUUCUCACCAUAUCUGUGCUGUGAAGGCCCCUGGUUUUGGAGAAAACCGUAGGGCUUAUAUGCACGAUCUAGCUACCCUCACAGGAGCCCAGGUAAUAACAGAAGAGAGAGGUAUGAGUCUUGAGAAAAUCGAACUCGGUAUGCUUGGAACCUGCAAAAAGGUAAUUGUAUCCAAAGAAAACACUGUUUUUAUUGGUGGGGCUGGUGACAAGAAAUAUAUUGGAGAACGAUGUGAACAGAUACGAUCCAUGGUUGAAACGAGUGAGUCUGGCUAUGACAAGGAUAUGUUACAAGAUAGGUUGGCUAAGCUUUCUGAGAGUGUUGCUGUAAUAAAGAUCGGAGGAACGAGUGAGAGAGAAAUUAGCGAAAAGAUAGAUAGAGUAAACAAUGCUCUAAAUGCAACCAAAGCAGCUUUAGAAGAAGGUAUUGUUCCAGGCGGUGGUUUUGCUCUUCUGUAUGCGUCAAAAGAACUUGAGAAGAAGCUUUCCACAAAUUAUAUUUUUCAAAAAAUCGGUGUCCAAAUCAUCCAAAACGCUCUCAAGAUACCUGUUUACAGUAUUGCUUCCAACGCUGGAGUCGACGGUAAAGUCAUCGUUGACAAGCUUUUGGAAUCAAAUAAUCCUGACAUCGGUUAUGAUGUUGCUAAAGGAGAAUACGUGGAUAUGGUGAAGUCUGGUAUUAUCGACCCUGUGAAAAUGAUCAGAACCGCAUUGGUUGAUGCUGCUAGUGUCUCGCUUUUGUUGACUACGACGGAAGCAGUUGUGACCGAGAUUCCAACAAAAGAAGAUGCGUUUCCCGUUAUGGGUGGUGGUUAUGGGUGUAUGGGGUUCUGA
Molecule: messenger RNA, 1749 nt
Organism: Brassica oleracea var. oleracea
Lineage: Eukaryota; Viridiplantae; Streptophyta; Magnoliopsida; Brassicales; Brassicaceae
Product: chaperonin CPN60-like 1, mitochondrial
Exons: 16
Coding region: 1-1749 (582 amino acids)
Biological process (GO): protein refolding
Cellular component (GO): mitochondrion; cytosol
Molecular function (GO): ATP binding; ATP-dependent protein folding chaperone
Source: RefSeq, a predicted model, not a curated record